Cylas formicarius (sweet potato weevil) is the source of this 723-nucleotide messenger RNA. It is a transcript of the gene vito, whose product is annotated as nucleolar protein 12. The transcript has 2 exons. NCBI's taxonomy places the organism in Eukaryota, Metazoa, Arthropoda, Insecta, Coleoptera, Brentidae. The record is from RefSeq and is a predicted model, not a curated record. Gene Ontology annotation, cellular component: nucleolus. Gene Ontology annotation, molecular function: RNA binding. The coding region runs from base 55 to 723 and encodes 222 amino acids.
CGUAACAUUUGACGUUUCCUAAAUAGUAAACAAACCGCAUGUUCUUCUUUACACAUGGCGCGGAAUGUUUUUGAAAAAAGACCGAAAAAAACGAAAAAUCGUGCAAGCAAAGUUCAUUUAGUAUUCGAUGAAGCUAAACGAAGGGAGUUUUUGACUGGUUUUCGCAAAAGGAAAUUGCAGCGAAAAAAGCAGGCGCAGGAAAAACUUGAGAGAGAAUUAAAAGAAGAGCGGAAAAGACUAAAGGUUGAAGCCAGGGAAUCUUACAAAAACCUAGUAGUGUCCCACAGGCCCAUACCCGAGUUAGAAAACUUGUUAAAUGAGGAAUAUGAAGAAGGAGACGUGACUGUGAAAGUAGUGGAACUAUCACCAGAUGAAAUAGCCAAACAAAAUCACUGGAUAGGAUCUAAUAAAUUAAAGUAUGAGGACGAGGAUGCAUCUAAUGACAAUGAAGACCAGGAAAGUGUUAAAACGGAAAUUCCUGGAAUGGAACUAAAGCCCCUAGCAAAAAAGCAAACUGUGAAAAAACAAUUUGUAUCUGAAAAGCAGUUGAAAAAGGAGUUAAAAAAACAAGCAACAAAGAAUGUUAAGAAGAGCAAAGUAUUUCAGAAGAAAAAUAAUAUAGAGAGGUUGAAACAGAAAAAAAUGUCAAAUAAGUUAAAACAACAAAAUACUAAAGACAAGAAAGGUAAAAAACGGGGAAGAAAUAAAAGAAAUGUUAAUUAA